AGUGCCACGCGUGGUCACACGGUGUCCACCUCGGAUUCGCCCCUGUUCCUGUUUGCACGUGUCCCGUAAGGCGCGGUCGGCUCUCCGGAGCCCCAGGGCUUUUAGAAGCGGGGCAGGCCACUGCUCUUUGAGAGGAGGAGGGAGGCAGAGGGCUGAUGGAUCAUUGAAUUUUCAGCUGACACUACGCCUUGAGACCUAUGGGAUCAUUCUGUGCUGCAGCGAGGCACUGCCUGCCUCACCAGGUGUGGUGAGCCCAUCCUAUUUCACUCGGAGGGGGCCGAAAUCGGAUCUGAAUGGGAGUCCCGAGGACACAGCAGGCGUCCUCAAGCUCCCGCUCCCUCGGUGGAAGUCGGCUCAAGGAGGUCCUGGGGACGGUACUCCUGGGGGUUUGGCCCUGGGACAGGACACCCGCGGCCCCCUCUCCCACGCCGCCCCAAACUGGACCCCGGAUCCAGCCGCCGCCGCAGCUGCAGCAGGAGCCUCGCUGCUGCCGCCGCCGCGCAGCGGUGGCCUAAUUUAAAGGGGACGCAGCCUGACUGCCAGGAGCGGAGCGCGAGUCGGCCCAGCCAGUGCGCAUGCGCGAGGCGCGAGCGGCUUCUCCCGUCACAGUGCUUCCCACGGUUGUCUUAGAAACCAGUCCCUGAGGCUUGGCAAAGCAGGAGCCCUCCGUGGCAGUGCUUGGGUGUCGGGGCUCUGAGGCUCCGGCCUGACCUCUCCACGGGGUCGACGGGAACGUCUCCGGAUGGCAGGAGUCGCAAAGGGCCGACCAGGAUGAGGAAACCCCGGGCGGAGUCCGCGGGAAGCAGCACGGCAUCCCAGCCUCAGGCCUGCCCUGACGGUGUUGGGAGCGCAAUGAAUAGAAGACACUUCUCUGCACCCCAAAAGCUCCAUGCUGAUUGCGAGAAGGAAAUGCUGGAUGGAGGGGUUCCUGGAACUACUGUGAGGGAAAUGGUGAGAGAACUUUGGAUGUGGAAUGUGGAGUAGGAGGAACACGAAGUGAGGUUCUGCACUUGGGGUGGUCAGCACUGCGGAUGCCCAGCAAAGGCACGGCCUGGUCCACAUCCCGGAGGGGUUUCUGCACCCUAGUCGGCAUCGCAGCUGAUGGUGAAACUUUUGGUGUGGCAGAAGAGUGUCCACAAACUUCGGAAGGUAUCCGCUGCAUCCUCCAUAGCCGUGUAUCCCUGCCGAGGGCGAUCAUCUCGGGGAGCGGAAAGUCCUGCUCAUGGGCCAGGGCUGGCUGGCUGGAGCCACUUGCGCGGCGCAGCCCUGGCAGAGGUUCAGGCGGCCCAGGUGUCGCAAGCGGCUGUGAGUGAUGCCUUCUUGGGGCCGUAGGGGUCCCAGGAAGGCUGCAGACCAGGGCUGACGAGCGGGAAGCAUGGUGGCCGCGAUGGAAGGUGACAGGGUUAGCAGCGCCAGGGUCCCAGCAGAGCCCGAGCCCGGGCAUCCCGCAUCUCCAGCAGCACCACGGGUAGGCCUGGCGCUGGUGACGUGGCGGCCGGUGCACAAGGCCCACGACCCAGUCCCAGAGGCCAGCCCAUCGUCAGAUAACUUCAGGAACCCCGGGCCAGCUGAGGCCCCAGGCCCCACAGGCAAGACAAAGGGCAGAGGCUCCGCAGGCGGGACCGAGAGCCGGCAGCGAAGGCCUGGCUCCACCGCCGCGGAGCUCGCAGGGCGCAGCAGGCACCGGGCAGCGACCAGGGCUUCCAGAGGAGGUUGUGCACCCCCGCAAAGGCUCCUGCCCGGCGUCCAGCCUAUCCGCGGGGACUCCACGUGCACCUCCUCCUCAUUGUCCUUGUCUAGGGCCGCGGCAAGGUCCUCGCUCCCAUGGCGCGACUCCGGGGGCGCAGGAGCCUGGGCUGAACAGGUGGAGUAGGGUGAGCACCGCCAAGAACCCAGCGAGAGUGGCGCCCCAGGGCGGCACAAGAGGCCGCAUUUAACGUGGCAAUCAUCUCAAAGAUUUUAUGGCAUCUUUUUUUUGACAUCUUAUAAUGUCGAUAAUGUCUAUUAUAUCUUGUGAUAUAAUUAUUAACACCACUUCAUUGUGAUUAUUAUGAUUAUUUUUAUACCAACACAUCUUCAAUUAUUAACAUUCCCAGUUGCUAGAGAAAAAUGAAAACGACUAGUUUUGAAAGCCUUACGUCUGCCAAUGGAAGCACAUUCCAGCAUGUGGCCAAUGCAAUCCACUUUCCACCACUUUCACAAGAAACGUUACUGCACAAUUAUACUAUCCUACCCUUAUAUACUUUGUGUGUGUGUACUUGUGUGUAUGUAUGUUAUAUAUGUUUUAUAUAUAUAUAUAUAUAUAAAGUAUGCCAGAGAUGAACAAGUAUUAGAAAAUUAAAUGCACACAGGUCAUGUCAGUGCUAUGUAUAAUGUGGUGUACUAAGUAUAGAUGUUCAACAGUGUGGAAU
Molecule: messenger RNA, 2411 nt
Organism: Pongo pygmaeus (Bornean orangutan)
Lineage: Eukaryota; Metazoa; Chordata; Mammalia; Primates; Hominidae
Product: putative NAD(+)--arginine ADP-ribosyltransferase Mav
Exons: 3
Coding region: 1376-1873 (165 amino acids)
Source: RefSeq, a predicted model, not a curated record